CGCGGAGGGGCGGCGCGGGCGCCAGUGGGAUUCUCCAAGCGGCUGUGCGCCGUUGCCGCGGGCCGUGCGCAGGCUGCGGGCCAGCCGGGCGCUGCGCAGUCUCCGCAGGCGCCAGCGGGAGGGGUCGAGGCGGAGGCGCGGCAGGCUGCUGCAGGCCCAGGUGAAUGGAGUAACCUGACAGCGGGGACGAGGCGACGGCGAGCGCGAGGAAAUGGCGGCGGGGGCGGCGGCGCCGGGCGGCUCCGGGAGGCCUGGGCUGUGACGCGCGCGCCGGAGCGGGGUCCGAUGGUUCUCGAAGGCCCGCGGCGCCCCGUGCUGCAGGUUACCUAGGGUAUGAAUUAAUACAGACUUGGAAACUCUGAAAGAACUUAGAAUCAGCAUUUUGAGAGCAGAAGCUUGAGCAUGCUGUGAUUUUCCAAUAAACUGCUAUCACAAUGUCAAAAUGCAGUUCAGACAACAGCAACACAGAGAUCUCAAACAUUAAAACGUUUCAUAGAGUAAUAGCAAUGAACACUCCAAAGCAGUGCAAGAGAGGAAAUUUCCUUCUGUGGGGCGAGGAAAUCCUGCUGACAGUAAAGCCAGUGGUAGGCUUUCACACAGAUAUUUGAAUCCCUGACCCUCUGUUUGAAGUAAGCUGUGCUAGAACAAAAAUGCAAUGAAAGAAACACUGGAUGAAUGAAAAGCCCUGCUUUGCAACCCCUCAGCAUGGCAGGCCUGCAGCUCAUGACCCCUGCUUCCUCACCAAUGGGUCCUUUCUUUGGACUGCCAUGGCAACAAGAAGCAAUUCAUGAUAACAUUUAUACGCCAAGAAAAUAUCAGGUUGAACUGCUCGAAGCAGCUCUGGAUCAUAAUACCAUCGUCUGUUUAAACACUGGCUCAGGGAAGACAUUUAUUGCAGUACUACUCACUAAAGAGCUGUCCUAUCAGAUCAGGGGAGACUUCAACAGAAAUGGAAAAAGGACGGUGUUCUUGGUCAACUCUGCAAACCAGGUUGCUCAACAAGUGUCAGCUGUCAGAACUCAUUCAGAUCUCAAGGUUGGGGAAUACUCAAACCUAGAAGUAAAUGCAUCUUGGACAAAAGAGAGAUGGAACCAAGAGUUUACUAAGCACCAGGUUCUUAUUAUGACUUGCUAUGUCGCCUUGAAUGUUUUGAAAAAUGGUUACUUAUCACUGUCAGACAUUAACCUUUUGGUGUUUGAUGAGUGUCAUCUUGCAAUCCUAGACCACCCCUAUCGAGAAAUUAUGAAGCUCUGUGAAAAUUGUCCAUCAUGUCCUCGCAUUUUGGGACUAACUGCUUCCAUUUUAAAUGGGAAAUGUGAUCCAGAGGAAUUGGAAGAAAAGAUUCAGAAACUAGAGAAAAUUCUUAAGAGUAAUGCUGAAACUGCAACGGACCUGGUGGUCUUAGACAGGUAUACUUCUCAGCCAUGUGAGAUUGUGGUGGAUUGUGGACCAUUUACUGACAGAAGUGGGCUUUAUGAAAGACUGCUGAUGGAAUUAGAAGAAGCACUUAAUUUUAUCAAUGAUUGUAAUAUAUCUGUACAUUCAAAAGAAAGAGAUUCUACUUUAAUUUCAAAACAGAUACUAUCAGACUGUCGUGCUGUAUUGGUAGUUCUGGGACCCUGGUGUGCAGAUAAAGUAGCUGGAAUGAUGGUAAGAGAACUACAGAAAUACAUCAAACAUGAGCAAGAGGAGCUGCACAGGAAAUUUUUAUUGUUUACAGACACUUUUCUAAGGAAAAUACAUGCACUAUGUGAAGAGCACUUCUCACCUGCCUCACUUGACCUGAAAUUUGUAACUCCUAAAGUAAUCAAACUGCUCGAAAUCUUACGCAAAUAUAAACCAUAUGAGCGACAGCAGUUUGAAAGUGUUGAGUGGUAUAAUAAUAGGAAUCAGGAUAAUUAUGUGUCAUGGAGUGAUUCUGAGGAUGAUGAUGAGGAUGAAGAAAUUGAAGAAAAAGAGAAGCCAGAGACAAAUUUUCCUUCUCCUUUUACCAACAUUUUAUGUGGAAUUAUUUUUGUGGAAAGAAGAUACACAGCAGUUGUCUUAAACAGAUUGAUAAAGGAAGCUGGCAAACAAGAUCCUGAGCUGGCUUAUAUCAGUAGCAAUUUUAUAACUGGACAUGGCAUUGGGAAGAAUCAGCCUCGCAACAAGCAGAUGGAAGCUGAAUUCAGAAAACAGGAAGAGGUACUUAGGAAAUUUCGAGCACAUGAGACCAACCUGCUUAUUGCAACAAGUAUUGUAGAAGAGGGUGUUGAUAUACCAAAAUGCAACUUGGUGGUUCGUUUUGAUUUGCCCACAGAAUAUCGAUCCUAUGUUCAAUCUAAAGGAAGAGCAAGGGCACCCAUCUCUAAUUAUAUAAUGUUAGCAGAUACAGACAAAAUAAAAAGUUUUGAAGAAGACCUUAAAACUUACAAAGCUAUUGAAAAGAUCUUGAGAAACAAGUGUUCCAAGUCGGUCGAUACUGGUGAGACUGACAUCGAUCCUGUCGUGGAUGAUGAUGACGUUUUCCCACCAUAUGUGUUGAGGCCUGACGAUGGUGGUCCACGAGUCACAAUCAACACGGCCAUUGGACACAUCAAUAGAUACUGUGCUAGAUUACCAAGUGAUCCGUUUACUCAUCUAGCUCCUAAAUGCAGAACCCGAGAGUUGCCUGAUGGUACAUUUUAUUCAACUCUUUACCUGCCAAUUAACUCACCUCUUCGAGCCUCCAUUGUUGGUCCACCAAUGAGCUGUGUACGAUUGGCUGAAAGAGUUGUAGCUCUCAUUUGCUGUGAGAAACUGCACAAAAUUGGGGAACUGGAUGACCAUUUGAUGCCAGUUGGAAAAGAGACUGUUAAAUAUGAAGAAGAGCUUGAUUUGCAUGAUGAAGAAGAGACCAGUGUUCCAGGAAGGCCAGGUUCCACGAAACGAAGGCAGUGCUACCCAAAAGCAAUUCCAGAGUGUUUGAGGGAUAGUUAUCCCAAACCUGAUCAGCCCUGUUACCUGUAUGUGAUAGGAAUGGUUUUAACUACACCUUUACCUGAUGAACUCAACUUUAGAAGGCGGAAGCUCUAUCCUCCUGAAGAUACCACAAGAUGCUUUGGAAUACUGACAGCCAAACCCAUACCUCAGAUUCCACACUUUCCUGUGUACACACGCUCUGGAGAGGUUACCAUAUCCAUUGAGUUGAAGAAGUCUGGUUUCAUGUUGUCUCUACAAAUGCUUGAGUUGAUUACAAGACUUCACCAGUAUAUAUUCUCACAUAUUCUUCGGCUUGAAAAACCUGCACUAGAAUUUAAACCUACAGAUGCUGAUUCAGCGUACUGUGUUCUACCUCUUAAUGUUGUUAAUGACUCCAGCACUUUGGAUAUUGACUUUAAAUUCAUGGAAGAUAUUGAGAAGUCUGAAGCUCGCAUAGGCAUUCCCAGUACAAAAUAUACAAAAGAAACACCCUUUGUUUUUAAAUUAGAAGAUUACCAAGAUGCAGUUAUCAUUCCAAGAUAUCGCAAUUUUGAUCAGCCUCAUCGAUUUUAUGUAGCUGAUGUGUACACUGAUCUUACCCCACUCAGUAAAUUUCCUUCCCCUGAGUAUGAAACUUUUGCAGAAUAUUAUAAAACAAAGUAUAACCUUGACCUAACCAAUCUCAACCAGCCACUGCUGGAUGUGGACCAUACAUCUUCAAGACUUAAUCUUUUGACACCUCGACAUUUGAAUCAGAAAGGGAAAGCUCUUCCUUUAAGCAGUGCUGAGAAGAGGAAAGCCAAAUGGGAAAGUCUGCAGAAUAAACAGAUACUGGUUCCAGAACUCUGUGCUAUACAUCCGAUUCCAGCAUCACUGUGGAGAAAAGCAGUUUGUCUCCCCAGCAUCCUUUAUCGCCUUCACUGCCUUUUGACUGCAGAGGAGCUGAGAGCCCAGACUGCCAGCGAUGCUGGCGUGGGAGUCAGAUCACUUCCUGCGGAUUUUAGAUACCCUAACUUAGACUUCGGGUGGAAAAAAUCUAUCGACAGCAAAUCUUUCAUCUCAAUUUCUAACUCCUCUUCAGCGGAAAAUGAUAAUUACUGUAAGCACAGCACAAUUGUCCCUGAAAAUGCUGCACAUCAAGGUGCUAAUAGAACCUCCUCUCUAGAAAAUCAUGACCAAAUGUCUGUGAACUGCAGAACGUUGCUCAGCGAGUCCCCUGGUAAGCUCCAUGUUGAAGUUUCAGCAGAUCUUACAGCAAUUAAUGGUCUUUCUUACAAUCAAAAUCUCGCCAAUGGCAGUUAUGAUUUAGCUAACAGAGACUUUUGCCAAGGAAAUCAGCUGAAUUACUACAAGCAGGAAAUACCCAUGCAACCAACUACCUCAUAUUCCAUUCAGAAUUUAUACAAUUAUGAGAACCAGCCCAGCGAUGAAUGUACUCUCCUGAGUAAUAAAUACCUUGAUGGAAAUGCUAACAAAUCUACCUCAGAUGGAAGUCCCAUGAUGGCCGUAAUGCCUGGUACGACAGACGCUAUUCAAGUGCUCAAGGGCAGGAUGGAUUCUGAGCAGAGCCCUUCUAUUGGGUACUCCUCAAGGACUCUUGGCCCCAAUCCUGGACUUAUUCUUCAGGCUUUGACUCUGUCAAACGCUAGUGAUGGAUUUAACCUGGAGCGGCUUGAAAUGCUUGGCGACUCCUUUUUAAAGCAUGCCAUCACCACGUAUCUGUUUUGCACUUACCCUGAUGCUCAUGAGGGCCGCCUUUCAUAUAUGAGAAGCAAAAAGGUCAGCAACUGUAAUCUGUAUCGCCUUGGAAAAAAGAAGGGACUGCCCAGCCGCAUGGUGGUGUCAAUAUUUGAUCCCCCUGUAAACUGGCUUCCUCCUGGUUAUGUAGUAAAUCAAGACAAAAGCAACACAGAUAAAUGGGAAAAAGAUGAAAUGACAAAAGACUGCAUGCUGGCGAAUGGCAAACUGGAUGAGGACUACGAGGAGGAGGAUGAGGAGGAAGAGAGCCUGAUGUGGAGGGCUCCGAAGGAAGAGGCUGACUAUGAAGAUGAUUUCCUGGAGUAUGAUCAGGAACAUAUCAGAUUUAUAGAUAAUAUGUUAAUGGGGUCAGGAGCUUUUGUAAAGAAAAUCUCUCUUUCUCCUUUUUCAACCACUGAUUCUGCAUAUGAAUGGAAAAUGCCCAAAAAAUCCUCCUUAGGUAGUAUGCCAUUUUCAUCAGAUUUUGAGGAUUUUGACUACAGCUCUUGGGAUGCAAUGUGCUAUCUGGAUCCUAGCAAAGCUGUUGAAGAAGAUGACUUUGUGGUGGGGUUCUGGAAUCCAUCAGAAGAAAACUGUGGUGUUGACACGGGAAAGCAAUCCAUUUCUUACGACUUGCACACUGAGCAGUGUAUUGCUGACAAAAGCAUAGCGGACUGUGUGGAAGCCCUGCUGGGCUGCUAUUUAACCAGCUGUGGGGAGAGGGCUGCUCAGCUUUUCCUCUGUUCAUUGGGGCUGAAGGUGCUCCCGGUAAUUAAAAGGACUGAUCGGGAAAAGGCCCUGUGCCCUACUCGGGAGAAUUUCAACAGCCAACAAAAGAACCUUUCAGUGAGCUGUGCUGCUGCUUCUGUGGCCAGUUCACGCGCUUCUGUAUUGAAAGACUUGGAAUAUGGUUGUUUGAAGAUUCCACCAAGAUGUAUGUUUGAUCAUCCAGAUGCAGAUAAAACACUGAAUCACCUUAUAUCGGGGUUUGAAAAUUUUGAAAAGAAAAUCAACUACAGAUUCAAGAAUAAGGCUUAUCUUCUCCAGGCUUUUACACAUGCCUCCUACCACUACAAUACUAUCACUGAUUGUUACCAGCGCUUAGAAUUCCUAGGAGAUGCGAUUUUGGACUACCUCAUAACCAAGCACCUUUAUGAAGACCCGCGGCAGCACUCCCCGGGGGUCCUGACGGACCUGCGGUCUGCCCUGGUCAACAACACCAUCUUUGCAUCGCUGGCUGUAAAGUACGACUACCACAAAUACUUCAAAGCUGUCUCUCCCGAGCUCUUCCACGUCAUCGAUGACUUUGUGCAGUUUCAGCUUGAGAAGAAUGAAAUGCAAGGAAUGGAUUCUGAGCUUAGGAGAUCCGAGGAGGAUGAAGAGAAAGAAGAGGAUAUUGAAGUUCCAAAGGCCAUGGGGGAUAUUUUUGAGUCGCUUGCUGGUGCCAUUUACAUGGAUAGUGGGAUGUCGCUGGAGACGGUCUGGCAGGUGUACUACCCCAUGAUGCGGCCACUCAUAGAAAAGUUUUCUGCAAAUGUACCCCGUUCCCCUGUGCGAGAAUUGCUUGAAAUGGAACCAGAAACUGCCAAAUUUAGCCCGGCUGAGAGAACUUAUGACGGGAAGGUCAGAGUCACCGUGGAAGUAGUAGGAAAGGGGAAAUUUAAAGGUGUUGGUCGAAGUUACAGGAUUGCCAAAUCUGCAGCGGCAAGAAGAGCCCUCCGAAGCCUCAAAGCUAAUCAACCUCAGGUUCCCAAUAGCUGAAACCCCUUUUUAAAAUUCAAAACAAAAAACAAAAAAAAUUAAGGGGAAAACUAUUUAAAUCGGAAAGGAUGACUUAAAGUUGAUAUUGAGUGGAAUGAAUUGAAGGCAGAAUUUAAAGUUUGUUUGGUAACAAGAUAGAUAACAGAAUAAAACAUUUAACAUGUAUAAAAUUUUGGAACUAAUUGUAGUUUUAGUUUUUUGCGCAAACACAAUCUUGUCUUCUUUCCUCACUUCUGCUUUGUUUAAAUCACAAGAGUGCUUUAAUGAUGACUUUUAGCAAGUGUUCAAAAUAAUUGACAGGUGUUUUUUUUUUUUUUUUUUUUUGAGUUUAAUUUAUGUCAGCUUUGCUUAGUGUUAGAAGGCCAUGGAGCUUCAACUUAACUCCAGCAGUCCUAAGAUGAUGUAGAUUCUUCUCCAUCUCUCCGUGUGUGCAGUAGUGCCAGUCCUGCAGUAGUUGAUAAGCUGAAUAGAAUGAUAAGGUUUUUGAGAGGAGAAGUGCGCCAGUGUUGUCUUUUCUUUCCACGUUAUACUGUAUAAGGUGAUGUUCCUGGUCGCUGUUGCACCUGAUAGUAAGGGACAGAUUUUUAAUGAACAUUGGCUGGCAUGUUGGUGAAUCACAUUUUAGUUUUCCAAUGCCACAUAGUCUUGGAUAAAAAAGGUUCUUGCCUUAAAAGUAAAACCUUCAUGGAUAUUCUUUAAUCUCUGAUCUUUUUGGAACAAACUGUUUUACAUUCCCUUCAUUUUAUUAUGCAUUAGACGUUGAGACAGCGUGAUACUUACAACUCACUAGUAUAGUUGUAACUUAUUACAGGAUCAUCCUAAAAUUUCUGUCAUACGUAUACUGAAGACAUUUUAAAAACCAGAAUAUGUAGUCUACGGAUAUUUUUUAUCAUAAAAAUGAUCUUUGGCUAAACACCCCAUUUUACUAAAGACCUCCUGCUAGGUAGUUCCACUGAUGGAAAUGUUUAUGGCAAAUAAUUUUGCCUUCUAGGCUGUUGCUCUAACAAAAUAAACCUUAGACAUAUCACACCUAAAAUAUGCUGCAGAUUUUAUAAUUGAUUGGUUACUUAUUUAAAGAAGCAAAACAGAGCACCUUUACCCUCCGUCUCCUCACAUAAAUUUCUUACUGUACUUUUCAUAACGUUGCAUGCAUAUUUCACCUACCAAAGCUGUGCUGUUAAUGCCAUGAAAGUUUAACGUUUGCGAUAAACUGCCGUAAUUUUGAUACAUCUGUGAUUUAGGUCAUUAAUUUAGAUAAACUAGCUCAUUAUUUCCAUCUUUGGAAAACGAAAAAAAAACCUUUUAGGCAUUUGCCUAAGUUUCUUUAAUUAGACUUGUAGGCACUCUUCACUUAAAUACCUCAGUUCUUCUUUUCUUUUGCAUGCAUUUUCCCCCUGUUUGGUGCUAUGUUUAUGUAUUAUGCUUGAAAUUUUAAUUUUUUUUUUUUUUUUUUUGCACUGUAACUAUAAUACCUCUUAAUUUACCUUUUUAAAAGCUGUGGGUCAGUCUUGCACUCCCAUCAACAUACCAGUAGAGGUUUGCUGCAAUUUGCCCUGUUAAUUAUGCUUGAAGUUUAAGAAAGCUGAGCAGAGGUGUCUCGUAUUUCCCAGCACAUGAUUCUGAAGUUGAUGCUUCAUGGAAUGCUGCAUUUAUGUGUAAGUGACAUUUGAAUACUGUCCUUCCUGCUUUAUCUGCAUCAUCCACCCACAGAGAAAUGCCUCUGUGCGAGUGCACCCACAGAAAACUGUCAGCUCUGCUCUCUAAGGAACCCUGAGUGAGGGGGAUAUUAAGCUUCUCCGGUGUUUUUCGUUAUCUCCAAUCUUAAACUUAAAUUGAGAUCUAAAUUGUUAAAUGAGUUUUUGAGCAAAUUAGUUUAGGUGACUUGUUUUACAACUAUUUAAUUCUGAUUUGGAACCUUAAGGUGUCUAUUUGAUUUUUAAAAAAACCUUAAUGUAAGAUAUGGCCAGUUAAAACAAAGCAAUUCUUGAAUUAUAUAACUGUAAAAGUGCAGUUAACAAGUAAGGCUGGAUGUGAAUUUUAUUGUGAGGGUGAUUUGUGAUCAAGUUUAUUCACAAAUCUCUUAAUAUUUAUAAACUACCUGAUGCCAGGAGCUUAGGGCUUUGCAUUGUGUCUAAUACAUUGAUUCCAAUGUUACGGAGUUCUCUUGAUUCCUGGCACCAAAAUCAGAUUGUUUUCACAGUUACAAUUCCCAGUGGGAGAAAAAUGCCUCAAUAUAUUUGUAACCUUAAGAAGAGUAUUUUUUUGUUAAUACUAAGAUGUUCAGACUUAGACAUGAUUAGGUCAUACAUUCUCAGGGGUUCAAAUUUCCUUCUACAUUCAAAAUGUUUUAUCAACAGCAAACUUCAGCUAUUUCACUUUUUGUUGGAGAAAAAUAGUGGAUUUUAAUUUGACUCACAGUUUGAAGCAUUCUAUGAUCCCCUGGUUACUAAGUUAAAAAAUAAAAAAGUACGAGUUAGACAUAUGAAAUGGUUAUGAACGCUUUUGUGCUGCUGAUUUUUAAUGCUGUAAAGUUGUCCUCUGUUUAGCUUGUUGAAAUGUUUUGCAUCUGUCAAUUAAGAAAAAAAAAUCAUUCUAUGUUGCCCCACUUUAGAACCCUAUGUGCCACCCUUCUGUUCCUGUAAUUGCAAUGUGAGACCGAAUGUAAUAUGGAAAACCUACCAGUGGGGUGUGGUUGUGCUCUGAGCACAUGUGUAAAGGACUGGGGAGGCGUAUCUUGACAAAGCAACUGCAGAAAUUCCGUAUGAUGAUUGUGUGCAAGUUAGUUGACAUGAACCUUCAUUUGUAAAUUUUUUAAAAUUUCUUUUAUAAUAUACUUUCCGCAGUCCUAACUAUGCUGCGUUUUAUAAUAGCUUUUUCCCUUCUGUUCUGUUCAUGUAGCACAGAUAAGCAUUGCACUUGGUACCAUGCUUUACCUCAUUUCAAGAAAAUAUGCUUAACAGAGAGGAAAAAAAUGUGGUUUGGCCUUGCUGCUGUUUUGAUUUAUGGAAUUUGAAAAAGAUAAUUAUAAUGCCUGCAAUGUGUCAUAUACUCGCACAACUUAAAUAGGUCAUUUUUGUCUGUGGCAUUUUUACUGUUUGUGAAAGUAUGAAAAAGAUUUGUUAACUGAACUCUUAAUUAUGUUUUUAAAAUGUGUGUUAUAUUUGUUUUCUUUUUUCUUUUAUAUUACGUGAAGUGAUGAAAUUUAGAGUGACCUCUAACACUCCUGUAAUUGUCUUUUAAAAUACUGAUAUUUUUAUUUGUUAAUAAUACUUUGCCCUCAGAAAGAUUCUAAUACCCUGCCUUGACAACAUGAAACUUGAGGCUGCUUUGGUUCGUGAAUCCAGGUGUUCCCCUGGCAGUCAGUUCCUUCAGUCGCUCCCUGGAGGCAGGUGGGGACUGCAGAGGAUCCCUGGAAUCCAGACCGAGCGCAGUUGAUGCACAAGGCCCCGUUGAUUUAAAAUAUUGGAUCUUGCUCUGUUAGGGUGUCUGAUCCCUUUACACAAGAUUUAAGCCACCCAACUGAGACCUUGAUACCCUUUUUAAACUGCAUCUGAAAUUAUGUUAAGAGUCCUUAACCCAUUUGCAUUAUCUGCGGAAGAGAAACUCAUGUCAUGUAUAAUUAUUACCUAUAUGGUUGUUUUAAUUACAUUUGAAUAAUUAUAUUUUUCCAACCACUGAUUACUUUUCAGGAAUUUAAUUAUUUCCAGAUAAAUUUCUUUAUUUUAUAUUGUACAUGGAAAGUUUUAAAGAUAUGUUUAAGACCAAGACUAUUAAAAUGAUUUUUAAAGUUGUUGGAGACGCCAAUAGCAAUAUUUAGGAAAUUUGCAUUGAGACCAUUGUAUUUUCCACUAGCAGUGAAAAUGAUUUUUCACAACUAACUUGUAAAUAUAUUUUAAUCAUUACUUGUUUUUUUUUCCUAGUCCAUUUUUAUUUGGACAUCAACCACAGACAAUUUAAAUUUUAUAGAUGCACUAAGAAUUCACUGCAGCAGCAGGUUACAUAGCAAAAAUGCAAAGGUGAACAGGAAGUAAAUUUCUGGCUUUUCUGCUGUAAAUAGUGAAGGAAAAUUACUAAAUUCAAGUAAAACUAAUGCAUAUAAUUUGAUUGACAGUAAAAUAUUUACCAUCACAUGCUGCAGCUGUUUUUUAAGGAACAUGAUGUCAUUCAUUCAUACAGUAAUCAUGCUGCAGAAAUUUGCAAUCUGCACCUUAUGGAUCACAAUUACCUUUAGUUGUUUUUUUUGUAAUAAUUGUAGCCGAGUAAAUCUCCAAUAAAGUUAUCGUCUGUUCA
This is a messenger RNA of Piliocolobus tephrosceles (Ugandan red Colobus), 10728 nucleotides long. RefSeq names its product dicer 1, ribonuclease III (gene DICER1). The transcript is spliced from 30 exons. Gene Ontology annotation, cellular component: nucleus; RISC-loading complex; cytoplasm. Gene Ontology annotation, molecular function: deoxyribonuclease I activity; RNA binding; protein binding. The record is from RefSeq and is a predicted model, not a curated record. NCBI's taxonomy places the organism in Eukaryota, Metazoa, Chordata, Mammalia, Primates, Cercopithecidae. Gene Ontology annotation, biological process: apoptotic DNA fragmentation; siRNA processing; pre-miRNA processing. Bases 676 to 6438 code for a protein of 1920 amino acids.